UUAUUGUGAAGAAUCUCCCCACCUCCGCUUCCUGGCAAGAUCUCAAGGACCACAUGCGGCGGGCGGGCGACGUGUGUUUUGCGCAGGUCUUCAAGGAGAGAGACGGCAUGAUGGGCAUAGUGGACUACAGCAACGAGGAGGACAUGAAGUAUGCGGUGCGCAAGCUAGACGACUCGGAGUUCAAGAACCCUUUCUCCCGCGGCUGCUACAUCCGAGUGCGUGAGGAGAGCAAGACAGGUCGCGAUCGCAGCAGGUCACCUCGUCGCCGCGAGCGAUCCCGUUCACGUUCGCGCUCGCGCUCGCGCUCGCGCUCUGCCUCGGGUUCACGCUCCCGGUCCCGCUCCAAGUCCAAGUCUCGCUCGCGCUCACCUAAGAAGAGUGGUUCCAAGUCGCCCUCUCGCUCGCGCUCUCGAUCCAAGUCCCCCGCCAAGUCCCCCGAGCGUGCUCGCUCUCCU
Messenger RNA from Closterium sp. Yama58-4, 455 nucleotides. Lineage: Eukaryota; Viridiplantae; Streptophyta; Zygnematophyceae; Desmidiales; Closteriaceae. The record is from the annotation of a GenBank genome assembly.